UUUGCCCCCCUCCCUGCUCCAGUGGCGCUCUCACCCUUCACUGUAACACGUCGUAUAGGUCACCCCUACCAGAACCGGACCCCCCCCAAGAAGAAGAAGCCCCGCACGUCCUUCACGCGCCUGCAGAUCUGCGAGCUGGAGAAGCGCUUCCACCGCCAGAAGUACCUGGCCUCGGCCGAGCGCGCCGCGCUGGCCAAGGCGCUCAAGAUGACCGACGCGCAGGUCAAGACCUGGUUCCAGAACAGGAGGACCAAGUGGAGGCGGCAGACGGCGGAGGAGCGGGAAGCAGAGCGGCAGCAAGCCAACCGCAUCCUCAUGCAGCUGCAGCAGGAGGCCUUCCAGAAGACCAUCAACCAGCCCAUCCAGGCCGACCCCAUCUGCGUCCACAACUCGUCCCUCUUCGCCCUCCAGAACCUCCAGCCCUGGUCCGACGACUCCACCAAGAUCACCAGCGUCACCUCCGUGGCCUCGGCCUGCGAAUAAAGCCCCGGGCGGCGGGGGCGUCCGCCCGCAUUCAGAGCCAGCCUGGUCCCGGAGCCCCCUUCCUCCCCGGGGGGAGCUGCCACCCACGCACAAGUCUGGGGGACGGUCCACCCACAAGCAGUGUUUCCUCUUUCUUUCUUUCCCCUUUUGAAAGCCUCUGAUGCCAGCCAAGUCCCGGCAGGGGCUUGCUCAGCUGUGGCCGGAAAGCAUCCAUGCUGCUUUCCCGAAAGCCACGGAGGAAACCCCCCCUCUGAUUCCCAUCCACGGCCAGUGCAGACCCUGGGCUCGGGCUUUCCGGCUGGUUGUUUCGGACACGGCGGCGCUGUCCUGCUUGGGACCUUUCCGGGCCGAGCCCCGGGCACUCGUGCAGCAGAAACGCUCAGGCCGGACUCGGGCAACGGACAAAACAACCCCGCUCGCUCCCGUCACGCGGCAGAGAGUCCUUUGCAUCGCAGUUAGGGAUGCCUCCGCCCCUUGUAAUUAAUAAUUUUUCCAGGGGAGGACUAAGAGGAGAGUCUGACAGCGCUUUGACGAGAGCAGAUGUAACGUUUCAAACAAUCGUACGACGAUUCCUGGCGGUUUCCCUGGAAACCUCAGACUCUACAUUGAUCAACUUAUAUUUUAAUAACUAUGAGACAUCUGUGGCAUUUCGCAGGGAUAAUGCAGUUUCAUUCAGCGGAUUAUUUCGGUAUCAUUUACAGACGUUGUUCAAUAUUUUAUUUACCUUUUCUUUCCCCCUUUGCUUUAGAAGUCGGUUUACGAUGGGGAGGGGGGAAACCUCCUUCAACCGUUUGACUCGGUCAUUUCUACCGUUGUAUGGAGGGCACGAGAUGUGAUGUAAGCGAGGCACUUCUUCUAGCAAAACGCCAGGAAUAUAUAGAUUAUAUAUAUAUUAUACAAUAUAUAUUUUUCAGUUAUGUAUACGCUAAAGCCACACUGCCAAUUCAAGCAGCUGGUGCAAACAAUCAAUCAAAAAACCUAUUUUCAGUGAGAUUUUUAAAGGCGUUCAUUUGUUCCGUAUUGUUUUGUUUUUUAAGUUAUGCACUUAUAAGGUGUUUUUAUGUGUAUUCAUUUUAUAAAGUGCUUGUGUAAUUUAUGUGGGGGAAAAAUUAAAAAAAAAAAAGGAAUAAACAAAAAAAAUCUCCAGGGCACUGGACAAAUCAUCAAACGCCUUGUUCUCGUCUUUCUACCGGUUUCUAUAAAGGGGACGGUAGGUCACAAGUCAGAGGCGACGGCCUUCCACGCGAAGAUAUAAAUGGAUUUAGCGUUCCCCUUCCCUUUCCUUGCAGCCACUUGGCUUCUGCGGCUAUAGGGGCACGUCAUAUAUUUUCAUGUUGAUCCUAUAAACGUUGUCAGGCCCCGAUCCAAUAGAAUACUUUACCCCUUGCUUAAUUUUAAGCACUUCGGUGGGAUUAUUUCUGUGGUUGCAGCUAGCAGCUGCCAAGUGCUUCGUGGGGCAGGAAUGGGAUUGCUCUCAUGCUUAAAGGAAACACAUGCGUACAUACUUUUCCGAAUUGGGCCUGAGUGCUUUGCUGGAUUGAGGCCACUCGAUUGAUUUUUAGGGCGCCAAGUAUUUAUUGAAAGGGGGAAGCGGCCAGAAGAGCUGGA
Molecule: messenger RNA, 2091 nt
Organism: Gavialis gangeticus (Gharial)
Lineage: Eukaryota; Metazoa; Chordata; Crocodylia; Gavialidae
Gene: TLX1
Product: T-cell leukemia homeobox 1
Exons: 2
Biological process (GO): regulation of transcription by RNA polymerase II; animal organ development
Cellular component (GO): nucleus
Molecular function (GO): DNA-binding transcription factor activity, RNA polymerase II-specific; RNA polymerase II cis-regulatory region sequence-specific DNA binding
Source: RefSeq, a predicted model, not a curated record